AUGCGCAAUCUUCUUGGCUUCAUGUCUGCCCGCGUCUUCCGCGGCAGGCUAAAACUCAUACUCGGCCUCGUCCUUCUCGUCAACAUUAUUGCCAUGUUCACCCUCCCCGACAGGUUAUCAGACGUCACUUCCGGCGAAGGAGCAGGCCCGCUCUUGAGAUGGCACGGUGGUUCGAGCGGAGAGGCUGAACCCGAAGGUGGCGGCUUGAGGUUGGUCGUUUUUGGUGCCCCGGACUUGGCUAUGGGGCGUGAGAAUGGAGAGAGCGGUACUAGCAAGAGCUGGACUGAGUAUCUUUGUGACGAGCUUCGCUGCUCUACGCACUACUCCUUCGUCCCCUCCAUUGACGGAUCCAGACCCGACCCCGCCCUCCUCUCGAACACGGCCUAUCAGGAAACACUCGAAAACGUCUUGUCGCAGGAGUUCGACGAAAACCAGCCCGGCUUUAACUAUACCUACAUCGCCGACCACUACCCCGUUCCCACCCACGACGAUCUCGACGCCCAAGUCGCCAGGUUCCUGCAGAGUAAGCCUCUGAAGAAUCCGCCCAAGGAGACCCUCUGGGUGUUCAACUUUGGAAUGUGGGAUGCCUGGACCCUCGCCGCCCUUCCGCGCGAAGCCGCCGUGGGAGUCGUCGAUUACAUGGUGCUCAGGCUCUUCCAGCAGAUCGAGAUCCUUUACAAGGCGUCUCUUGCGGACACGUCCAUUGCCUUUUCCGACUUUUGGGGCUACGCUGAUGCCGACGUAAUCGAGAAGCUCAAGGCCGACAAGCUGGAGGAUGUCCGCGGUGAGCGCGAGAUCUUCCGCGUCCUCAUCCCUCGCGUCGUCGACAUCUCCAUCACCCCAGGCUGGAACUCUAUGCGACCGCGUCCUCCGCUCCCGCACUCGCCGGCCGUCCACAUGACCAACGCAGCGUACUUGACGAAGCGGUGGAACGACGGCGUCGCCUCGCAUAUCGCCGAAUGGCAGAACCUUCCCAACCCCGAAACGGACGAAACCGUCGAUCCCGAUCGAGCUGAAGCACGCAAGCGCCACGCGUCUGCGCCCAACCAAGUACAAAAAUCCGAGAACCAGCGAAAGAGGAGGGGAGCAGAUGACGAUCUCGAAGCUCUUCUAGCCCCCUUCCCUCUCCGCAAAGCCUUGCAAUACGACGCGCCUUACUUCGUCCUCGAAGCCAUUGUUGAGCGCCAGCUGCGCAACGCCAAGCUCAGGGACGAGCUCGGCCGCGGCGAGAGACCCCCCAGCGAUCCCCUCCGCUUCGAUGAAGUUUGGCGACCCUGCUCCGAAGGAGAUGCCGAGCCCCAGCAGCGUAUCUUUGGCUCUCGCGUCAAGACCGAUGCCGAUGCCAACAACGCCAAUCAGGGCGAGAGCGAGAGAGACGGAAGCUGGCACGCCACCUGCUCGAACCCGGAUAAAUAUCUCUGGGAGACGCCAUUUACCCUUACUGACAAGGCCACGCGCGAGUUUGCUCGCUUGGCAGCCGCCGAGUCCGACUCCAAGUUGGAGUUGCGCGAGCAGACGUCGGUGCUGAGCCUAGCGGUUACGAAGAAAUCGGAGGAUAUUGACUUGGCGCUUUAG
This is a messenger RNA of Scedosporium apiospermum, 1575 nucleotides long. RefSeq lists its product as uncharacterized. The coding region runs from base 1 to 1575 and encodes 524 amino acids. NCBI's taxonomy places the organism in Eukaryota, Fungi, Ascomycota, Sordariomycetes, Microascales, Microascaceae. The record is from RefSeq and is a predicted model, not a curated record. The transcript is spliced from 2 exons.